AUGGCCGAAUCGAGAGGACCCAAUAGCACCCAAUCCAGAAAUUUCCCCUCUUCAAGCCCGAAACCCUCCUCAUAUUCUUCUAAAUCAACCUACAACUCCGAUUCAUAUAAUGGGUCUUUCAUGGAUGAUCACGAAACUCUCUUUAGCAAUUCGAAACCCCAGAACUUUGGUGAUGAUUUUGACAUUUUUGGUGGUUUUCAAAAGAAUUCAAAACAGACAAGUACUGGGGCUGGCUUCGAUUUUGAUUCUGUGUUUUCAAGUACUAAAAAUGUGAGUGCGAAAUCCUCGUUUGAUGAUGAUAUAUUUGGUGGGCUAAAUGGGUCUAGAUCAUCAGUUAAUAAUAAUAACAACGAGGACGGUAUUUUUGGGGCGUUUACUUCUUCUUCAAAGGCCGCAAAGCAAAGUGCACCAGCUGAUGACUUGUUGGGGGGUUUUGGCACAAAAUUGAAGCCUCCGAGCCGGAAUGGAUCUGUUGGUUUUGAUGAUUUGAUACCUGGGUUUGGUGCUAGCAACUCAUCAAGAGAAAACAUACAGACAGCUACACCAGCAUUUAACUUGUCAGAGGACCCUUUUGUAGUACUCGAACAAACUUCAACCACAACAAAAUUGUUCACAGACCCACUGGAGGAACUCAGUAAGUUUAAUCAUUCUGGAAGAACAGAACCUGCUGUUUCAUCAAGUCGUUCACCACCAUUGAGACCCCCUCCAAAACCAGGACAAGUUUUGAAGACAGGAAAAAGUUCGGAUGUUUCUGCCAUAGAUGAGCUGGAAGACUUUGCCAUGGGUAGGAUGCAAAACAUUGCUCGUGGUGGGUCUAAUGGUCGUCAUGCUAGGGAAGUACAGGGGAGUGCAGAUGAUCUAGAAUCAUUUUUUGGCAGGUCUCGGUCCAGCAGUGUACCAAAGUCAAGGUCUGAAGUUCCGGACCCUCUAUUUGAUGCAAAGAUAAGUGGAAAAGGAAAGCCUGAAUUCCCCCUUAAAAAGUCUUCCAGUCCCUCACCUGGCAUAAGGAAGGCUUCUUCUGCAACAAAUGUAAUUGGUGACCUUUCAUCAAUUUUUGGAGAGAAUUUGAGGAAGUUGAUGGGGAAAGUGAAGAAAGAAGGAAAGCCAGAUGGGAUCGUCACCAGAGGACCUGGGAUCGAACAAGCAGUUGCUGAUAUGAACCAGCGUGACCUUCAAACUUUGCACGAGCAAGAGGAGAGGCGUAGGAUCGCUGACAAAAUGGAUGUUCAGAUAAAGCGUUGGGUUGCAGGGAAGGAAGGCAAUAUGCGUGCACUUCUAUCAUCAUUGCAGCAUGUGCUUUGGCCUGAGUGUGAAUGGGAACCAGUUUCACUGACAGAUUUGAUCACCUCUGCCUCAGUAAAAAAAGUCUAUAGGAAGGCAACAUUAUAUGUCCAUCCCGACAAAGUUCAACAGAAAGGUGCUACUAUUCAACAAAAAUAUACCGCCGAGAAGGUUUUUGAUAUCCUCAAGGUACAGUAUGAAUUUCCUAGAGUCAAAGUUAGGAAGCUUGGAACAAGUUCAGUGCAAUACCUCCAUUACGACAUGAAUCUCGAGGCUUGUUGCCGAGAGAUGCUUAUUGAAGAUCGCUUCUGUUGUGUAUGGUGGUGUAAAUUAACACUUCUUCUAGAAACAUCAGGUUUUACAACAUUUAUAGAAGCCUUUCCUGGGAAAAGUUUCAACUACCAUUUGCCAAUUGCAUUGAUGCACAAUUUGGAGAAGCUGACAAAGGAGGUGUUGGGAGUUGACUUUGUCAAGCCUAGGAGGAUCACUUGGUAUGAUCCUGUUACUCACGACAAUCCAUAUGGUGGGGAUAUGGUCAUAUGGGCAACAGCUGAAGCUUGUCUUGCAUAUGAGAUGGGAUCAAAUUAA
Messenger RNA from Dovyalis caffra, 1869 nucleotides. The record is from the annotation of a GenBank genome assembly. Lineage: Eukaryota; Viridiplantae; Streptophyta; Magnoliopsida; Malpighiales; Salicaceae.